GCGACUAACGAUGAUGUGAUCAAGGAGACACAGAGCAUUCGAUGUCAACUACUGUUACGGGAAUACCUCUCUGAUGUGGUACAGAAGGAGAGCGCAUUCGAUGAGGCUAUGGCGACCACAGUUGUGCAGGACUACUACGAUGUUACCAUGGAAACGGUGGGUACAAGUGGAAUCUAG
Messenger RNA from Sphaeroforma arctica JP610, 177 nucleotides. RefSeq lists its product as hypothetical. The transcript has a single exon. NCBI's taxonomy places the organism in Eukaryota, Ichthyosporea, Ichthyophonida. The annotation marks the transcript as partial. The record is from RefSeq and is a predicted model, not a curated record.